This is a messenger RNA of Pseudogymnoascus verrucosus, 2110 nucleotides long. RefSeq lists its product as uncharacterized. Gene Ontology annotation, molecular function: protein binding. Lineage: Eukaryota; Fungi; Ascomycota; Leotiomycetes; Thelebolales; Thelebolaceae. The record is from RefSeq and is a predicted model, not a curated record. Gene Ontology annotation, cellular component: Cul4-RING E3 ubiquitin ligase complex. The transcript is spliced from 4 exons. The coding region runs from base 105 to 1373 and encodes 422 amino acids.
CGUCACACUUUCACUCACCAUACCACUACCAUAUAUCAUUCGCGCGCCAGGACAGCACAGGGACUGCACGCAGAGAUUCGAGUGACAACGACUAUGUAAAGAAGAUGGCGGGAAGGGAGAUUCCUGGGUAUUACUUUGAUGCCGAGAAGAACAAGUACUUCAAGAUCGUCGCCGACCCCGCGGCACUGUACUCCAAAACCGCGGUACGGAAACGCAAGGCCGAUGAGGUUGUCGCCACAGAAGCUGCGAGAGUUGAGAAGGCUAACAAAGAACGUGUGACGCGUUCUGCGGCAGUGGGAAAAUUGGACAGAGAGAUUGGGAGGGGAAAUGGGAGAUUGGACGCGCUGAAGGAGUUUGUGGGGAGCUGGGAGGAGAGUAAUCCCGUUGGAAGUCUGGGUGGGACGCCGAGAUGGAGGGUGUUCGACUUUAAUGAACGAUCCGGACAUUUGGUUUACUCGCAAAAUGAUGCGGUGGAGUUUGACUAUUUGCUUAGGCUGGGAGAGCAUGCACAUGCACCUCUUAGCUGGAAUGGUCUGAUGUUAGCUAGCGAUGCGGCCGUCAACUCAAUCACCUUCUCGGCUUGUAAGACGAUUGUCCUUACAACGUGGGCUGAUCCACCGCAGAGGCAUAAUGUGUGUCUGACUCGUGUCCUCCCAACCCUCGACAUCAUCAGCGCCCACCACCUAAAAUCCAGCAAAGCAGGUGAAGACACAACAGUCCGUUGCGCGUGCGCCGCGCCUCUCGGCUCACCAUACAUGUUUGCCGUAGCCUGUGACGACCGCCCCAUCUUCCUACUCGACGCGUCGAUGAACGAGGCGCCUUCACCCCCCAGCAGCGGCGAAUCCUCUAUCCUCGCGCUCACAUUCCUCGCGGAAUCGCCGCAUGUUCUCCUUACUGGAAAGCGGUCUGGGAAGGUCCCUCUCGUUGAUCUUCGUGUGGAGGGCGGUGGCAGGAGUGGUAUCAGACAUGCUUCGAGCGUUGCGAGGGUGGCACAGGUGGGGGAGAAUUCGGUGGUUGUGGGGGGAUUGCAGGAUAAAAUGUGCGUGUAUGACCUCCGUUUCUUGAAGGAGAAAUGGAGGAAAGAGGCGACGAGGCCGGUGGUGAGGAUGUGGGGACAUAGGAAUGAGACGAGGCAUGAUGUUGAUCUGGCCGUUGAUCGCGGUACUGGGCUUGUUGCUGCGGCGCAGGUGGAGGGGGGAGGAGGGGUGAGGGUCUUUGAUGUGCAGAGUGGGGCUGAGAUUGGAUAUGUGGCUGGUGGGCAGCCGGAGGGGGAUUAUGUUAGGCAGGUGAGGUUUGUGGAGAGGGAUAAGGGAGUGGGACUGUGGGUUAGCAGAGGGGAGAAAAUUUUGGAGUAUGGAUUUGGAUCGGCUUGAGCGCCGGGCCUAGUGACAUCAGUCGUGGAGACUGAGGUUUUCGAUAGCUGCUGUGGGUGAUUUUCUGGGAUAGGUCGAACUUUGGGAACUGUGCGGCUUGGGAUAUGGUUGAGAGCAUGAGUUACUCACAGCCGGCUUCCCCAUAUUACGGACAAACAGUUACCGCACACGCCGCUGACGAGAUAAACCACAGCCAACAUCGUUAAUAAUUAUCACACAUACAUCAACAGCCCUAAUAACCCCUCACCUCACCGCAGCGUGUACCAACCCGAACCCUCCCGGCGAUCCGACGCCGUAGCGGCACAAAGAAGGGCUGAGGAGAUGAGAGAAAGAGAGAGGCGGGAGGAAGCCGCAGCAUCUCUCGCGAGGAAAGAGGAGGAAAGGCGGGAAAUGGAAGCAUCUCUCGACGCGUGGUGGAAAGAAAAGGAAGAGCAGGAGAAAUCGGCUCGUAAGGCAGCACAGCAUGAAGAAUAUCUAGCGUUCCUCGAUGACGGUAUCAAUUCACCUAUGGGUAGUAAUUGGCAACUAUUCUUCAAGGACGGCUGCAGAGGUCCUGCAUGUAAUUGUCAUGAUGGGGGGACUGACACAUAUGGGUAGACCUAGCGUAUCUUUGUAGGUCCGUUAGUUACGUCUCUUCUGUAUCAGGGGGUAGUAGUGUUCUUUAAGCUUCUAGUUAUUUGCUUACUUCCUUACUAUUUCAAUACCAAUUCGGCACACCUCGCCUUCAGGCUUCCGCA